AUGUCUGCACACGAAUCUAUGAGAGCAGAUACCAUGAAGGCUAUCGUGAUACGUGGAACAGAAGCUCGGCUGGAAUCGAAUCGCCCUUUCCCCAGAUUAAAAGACGAUUGUGUCCUGAUCAAGACUGAAGCAGUCGCUCUCAACCCUACGGACUGGAAGCACGUCGCCCUUGGUUUGGGUGCAGACGGCUGCUUGCUAGGAUGUGACUUUUCGGGGGUGGUCAGAGUGGUCGGGCCAGCCGUGACGAAACCAUGGAAAGCUGGUGAUCGUGUAUGUGGGGUGGCUCAUGGGGGUAACAGAUUUGAGCUCGAGGACGGUGCUUUUGCUGAGUAUAUCAUGGUAAAAGGAGACAUACAACUCAGGAUCCCGGACAACAUGACCUUCACACAGGCAGCUACCCUUGGUCUUGGAGUAGCCACGGUCGGGCAGGGCUUGUACCAGUAUGCUCUCAAACUCCCGUUGCCUGUAGAAUCGCCAAAGCAAACUCACGAGGUAACAAACAUCUUGAUCUACGGUGGAAGUACCGCAACUGGCGCUCUGGGAAUUCAAUUUGCUCGAUUGUCCGGAUGCAAGGUGUAUACAACUUGCUCGCCCACCAAUUUUGAAUAUGUGAAAACACUCGGCGCCGCUGAAGCGUUCGACUACAAUGACGACAAAUCUAUCUCGAGGCUGCAAGAAUUCACGAAAGGUUCUGGUCUUAGGUUAGCAUGGGACACGAUCGGUACGCCUUUCAGCUCAGAGUUCUGUAUGCAGGCCAUGUCCAAGGGACCUGGCUGUAAAUACGGUUGCGUUUCGUUUCCACCAGUGCCAAUAUCUCGGAAUGAUGUUCUACCCACGGGUACAUUGAUGUAUUCUGCAUUCGGAGAACCUUUUGUGAAAAAAGGUAUCGAGUUUCCUGCGAAGCCAGAAGAUUAUGAGUUUACUAAGCAAUUCAUGGUCAUCACGGAAGAGCUGCUGGCUGCUGGCAAAUUGCGUCCACACAUCGAGCUUGUAGGCAAGGGUGGCCUUGGAGGUGUGCUGGAUGGGCUGCAAAGGAUGAAGAAUGGUAAGGUCAGUGGUAAUAAACUCGUCUAUGUAGUUGCUGAUACAGAGUGA
Messenger RNA from Exophiala bonariae, 1095 nucleotides. RefSeq lists its product as uncharacterized. The record is from RefSeq and is a predicted model, not a curated record. Gene Ontology annotation, molecular function: oxidoreductase activity, acting on NAD(P)H. The coding region runs from base 1 to 1095 and encodes 364 amino acids. Lineage: Eukaryota; Fungi; Ascomycota; Eurotiomycetes; Chaetothyriales; Herpotrichiellaceae. The transcript is spliced from 2 exons.